Molecule: messenger RNA, 1635 nt
Organism: Acanthamoeba castellanii str. Neff
Lineage: Eukaryota; Discosea; Longamoebia; Acanthamoebidae
Exons: 10
Coding region: 1-1635 (544 amino acids)
Source: RefSeq, a predicted model, not a curated record
AUGGAGCCGUUGAAAGAGCCUCUGCAGCUCAAAGACGUUAAGCAGUCGCGAUUUCAAGAGGGCGCGUCGCAGUCGGCGCCCGCAUCGCCCGCGAGCGGUUUUAGCUCGCCCAUUCCCUCAAUCUUCGAUCUCCCUCUUCUCUACUUCCUCUCUGAGGUGCGCUACAUCGACGUCGGGCGGGAAGAGAUCCCAAUACACGAUCGCUCCUUGCGACGAUACGCACGGUAUCACCUCAAGGAGACCCUGUGCCUGAUGGGCCUCAAGCCCUGGAAAGCUGCGCAGAUAUCAGAGUGGGUGUUCGACCGCAUCAAGUUCAAGAAGGUGUCGCGGCGGUCGGUGGAGGGUCUCACGCUGAGCGGCGAGGGCCUGAUCCCUACGCCCGGCGUGGGCGGCGUGGGCGGCCAACCGUCGUCACUCUCGGGCAGCGGCUCGCUCCCGACGACCGCGCAGACCGGGCAUCGAAGACAGCCCUCCCUGGCCUCGGGCAUGAGCGUCAACCUCACCAAGACCCAGUUCCUCAAGGUGCUCAAGGCGGCCUUUGAAGCCACGUCGCGGUGCACAGGCCUGACUCCGUCCUAUCUUAGCACGGACACGAACAUGGGCAACCGAGCCCUCUCCAACUUCAGCAUCGCCGCCGACGUGACCUUCCGCCAGCAGUCGUUCACCAUCCUACUGGGCGGCACGUCUGGCUGCGGCAAGUCGACACUGGCCUCCUUCCUGGCCAGCAGGAUCGGCUUCACCACGGUCAUCUCGACCGACAACAUCCGCCACAUGAUGCGCUCGUUCAUUCCCGCCGACCAGGCGCCCGUGCUGUUCGCCUCCACCUACCACGCGGGAGAGGUCAUGAACCUGCCCGAGGACACCGACUACAAACAGCGAGGCUACGAGGCACAGUCCAAGCUGGUCUUUGAGAAACUGGAGGGGAUCAUCUCCAAGUGCGAGAGCAGGCGAGAGUCUCUGAUCGUUGAGGGUGUACAUUUGGAGCCGGAGUUGAUGAUUGACCUGGUGAAGCGUCACCCCACAUGCAUUCCCUUUGUGGUGUACAUAAACGACGACGCCAAGCACAAGGAACGUUUUGCUAUUCGCGCCAAAUAUAUGACGCUGGAUGCUCGCGUCAACAAGUACAUCCAGUACUUCAAGAACAUCCGGAUCAUCUCGCAGCAUCUCUGCCGCCAGGCCACCAAAUACGCGAUCCCAAAGGUGAACAACACAUCCGUCGAUCGGUCCCUUUCCCUCGUGCACGGCACCAUCUUCAACUGUAUUCGUGCCUACAGCCAGGGAGAGCCCCUCUACAACAAGGAACUCGAACAGACUGCCGUCAUCUCCCGCGAGUACAAGCGCGUCAAGGACGAACUGCUUAAGUCCAAGGGCGUCCUGGCGCUGAAGCGGGCAUUCCUUUCUCCAUCCCACUCUUCCUCGAGCCCUAGCGGGAACUUUGCCGAGCACAACUUUGAAUCUCUUCACGGGUCGGCGUCGGCCAUGGCCGAGGACGUGCCCGAGGCGAGCGACACCGACGAAGAGCACCGGCACGAGGAGGAGAGCGUCGGGGACAACUAUGACCUGGAUGAGGACAUCGAAGACGCGGUCUACGAUGACGAGCGCCUCUACGCCGACGCCGGCUCCAUCGGCAGCUGA